CUACCCGUGAUCUAUGAUCUCGCUGGCCUGCGUGCGGGAAGCACGAAGAUGGAAUCAGUAGAGUCGUGCGUCGAGCCAGAGCAGGAGCAGGGGUAUCUACUGCGCGCAUGUUUAUUCCGAGUAUACUGACGUGUAUGUACAUAGAAUUGCGCGCGCAAUGAAUCAGGCACCAGUGUCGUGUAUCCCAGCCGGGAAGAUGUCAAAGGCGAAGAAGGUGAUCGACGAAGCCCGCGAAAUCCAGAACCCGGAGCUGGAUCUCGCGGACAAGGGGAUCUCAACGUUCGAGGAGAUGCCCGGAUUACUGAACAUGAUCAACAUCACCCGAUUAACUUUGAGUCAUAACAAGCUCCAAGCCGUGCCACCGGGACUUGCAAACUUAGUUAAUCUGGAGAUAUUGAAUCUCUUUAAUAACCACAUUACCGAACUUCCAAUCUCGUUAUCGCAAAUGCCGAAGUUACGAAUCCUUAACGUAGGAAUGAACAGACUGGACGUACUUCCGCGUGGAUUCGGUGCAUUUCCGGUAUUAGAAGUUCUCGACUUAACGUACAAUAACUUAAGCGAGAAGAAUCUACCAGGAAACUUUUUUAUGAUGGGUCAGUUGAUAAAUCANCGAGACAAGAGCGCUCUUGUAGAAGCAUACAAGUUGAUUUUAUAUUAUAAUUAA
Ceratina calcarata is the source of this 664-nucleotide messenger RNA. It is a transcript of the gene ics, whose product is annotated as ras suppressor protein 1. The transcript is spliced from 4 exons. Gene Ontology annotation, cellular component: cytoplasm. Gene Ontology annotation, molecular function: protein binding. The record is from RefSeq and is a predicted model, not a curated record. Bases 158 to 664 code for a protein of 168 amino acids. Lineage: Eukaryota; Metazoa; Arthropoda; Insecta; Hymenoptera; Apidae.